GAUUGGUCUGUGAAUAGGAAGCACAGCAGGCCUGAAUGUGUCCCAGAUACAUCUGGAGUUGCCCAAAUCCAAGAGCGCUCACUGCAAGCCUGCCUGGACCUCUGGCAACAAUGUCCUUCAUUCACGUGGAAAAGAAUUCCGAUUUCCCUAUUCAAAACCUUCCAUACGGGGUAUUUUCCACCCAGGAUGAGCCAAGACAUAGGAUAGGAGUGGCCAUUGGGGACCAAAUCUUAGAUCUGAGUGUCAUCCGACAUUUGUUCACUGGUCCUUUCAUGUCUGGGAAUCAAGAUGUUUUUAAUGCGCCAACCCUUAAUAGCUUUAUGGCUCUUGGGCACAAUGCCUGGACAGAGGUUCGUCAUUUUCUCCAGAAGCUGUUGGCAGCGUCCGAGCCCUUACUAAGGGACAACAAGGAGCUUAGAGACAGGGCAUUUGUACCACAAUCCAAAGCAAGUCUUCAUCUUCCGGCAAAUAUUGGGGAUUAUACUGACUUCUACUCAUCAAGGGAUCACGCUACCAACGUGGGAAUUAUGUUUAGAGGGAAAGAGAAUGCUUUGAUGCCCAACUGGCUGCAUCUCCCGGUUGGGUAUCAUGGCCGUGCGUCAUCUGUCGUCGUUUCAGGGACUCCAAUCCGAAGACCUAAGGGACAAGUUAGACCAAAUGAUGAUAAGCCACCUGUAUUUGAGGCCAGCAAGCUUCUGGACAUUGAACUGGAAAUGGCUUUCUUUGUGGGCCCAGGAAACAGUUUAGGAAACCCCAUCCCUAUUGAAAAAGCUCAUGAACACAUCUUCGGGAUGGUCUUGAUGAACGAUUGGAGUGCUAGAGAUAUUCAGAAAUGGGAAUAUGUCCCGCUUGGCCCUUUCCUGAGUAAAAAUUUUGGAACCACCAUCUCACCCUGGGUUGUUCCGAUGGAGGCGCUCAUGCCAUUUGUUCUACCAAAUCCAGUUCAGGACCCAGUACCGCUGCCUUACCUUCGCGAUGAAAGUAACUACGCGUUUGAUAUCAAGCUGUUUGUCAGCAUCCAAGGAGAGGGAAUGAAGGACCCCGUGACGAUAUGCAGAUCCAACUAUAAGUACAUGUACUGGACCAUGAAACAGCAGCUUGCUCAUCACACGGUUACUGGGUGCAAUGUCCGGCCUGGAGACCUCUUGGCAUCUGGAACUAUAAGUGGGCCAGACCAAGGAAGCUUUGGCUCGAUGCUGGAGCUGUCUUGGAGAGGAUCUAAGCCUAUUGACGUUGGCAACGGUCAGACAAGAACAUUCCUGAAGGAUGGAGACACUGUGCUUAUAACAGGUUACUGCCAAGGAGAAGGAUACCGCGUAGGAUUUGGACAAUGCUCUGGAACAGUAUUGCCUGCACAGUAGAUGGCACAGAAUCUGAGGAUUCUUUAUUACGGAACCAGUAAACA
Molecule: messenger RNA, 1405 nt
Organism: Spea bombifrons (plains spadefoot toad)
Lineage: Eukaryota; Metazoa; Chordata; Amphibia; Anura; Pelobatidae
Gene: FAH
Product: fumarylacetoacetate hydrolase
Exons: 14
Coding region: 36-1361 (441 amino acids)
Biological process (GO): L-phenylalanine catabolic process; homogentisate catabolic process; L-tyrosine catabolic process
Molecular function (GO): fumarylacetoacetase activity
Source: RefSeq, a predicted model, not a curated record